AUGUUGCCAGUAUCUGCGUUGUCGCUGGGUGUGUUGGCGCUGUCGGCUCCGGUGGUGGUUGUGAGUGAAAGUUCCCAGCAGAUUUACACCGAGUGGAAGCAGUCCAGCUACUACAACCAAGCCGUUCAGGUUGUCAACACUGUCGGCGGGACGGCGGCUGGAUCCUUCACGUCGGCCAAGAACGUCGCGUCGAUCAGUGGCAGCGGCAGUUCUGCCGUCGACGUGAGCGUGGGCUCGCUCGAAUCCAACGAAACAAUGACGUUUCCACCACCAACAGGCUCGGCCGGAUCCUCGUCUUCGUCGGUCGUCACCACCAUCACGGAGACGGAGGAGCAGCAGCGAUUUGACCAGGCUCUGGCUGCCAUCGCGGAGCUUCAGUCGCUGCAUCCCCACGCCAACUUCUCGAUCAACACGCCGUUCGCGCUCUUGACGUCGGAGGAGUUCCUCGCCUACGUCAAUCGCUAUGCCGUCGACCCAGCCUCGAACCCCGUCAAGGCCGGAACAAGCUCAACUGCCGGAAUGUUCACGGCAGACGCGGGGAAUUCCAGCAGCGCCAUCACUUCCAGUUCAAGCGGCGACAUCAGGACGUCUUCGGCCGGGUCAGGUGAGACCGUCGACUGGCAAGAGGCUGGGUGCGUCACGGCUGUGAAGAAUCAAGGGGAAUGUGGAGCUUGUUGGGCAUUCUCAGCUACUGCAGCGAUGGAGUCGGGGUACUGCGUGGCCACAGGGGGCUCGUUGCCUAGCUUGUCCGACCAGCAGCUCAUUAGCUGCGAUGGCGAGGACGGGAACAGCGGCUGUGGUGGAGGCUACGCUGCCUACACAAUGGACUGGGUGGCCAACGAGCGCAGUGGCAAAAUGUGCACGCUCGACUCGUAUCCGUUCACUUCAGACGAUGGCAACGUGCCAAGCUGCUCGAUGAGCUCCUGCACAGAGUUCGACGUGGGCGUGACCGGCUACGACUCGGUCCGCGAAGAUGCCGGCGCUAUCGAGGACGCUGUGCGCAAGCAGCCCGUGUCGAUCUUCCUCUAUAGCGGCUCGAGUGCCUUCCAGUAUUACUCGGGCGGCGUGCUGACGGGCGAGAACUGCGAUAAGACUGGGUCGCACUCGGCACUUGCGGUGGGCUUCGGCGAGACGGACAACAACAUGCUCUACUGGCGCAUCAAGAACCAGUGGGGCACUUCGUGGGGCGAGGAUGGCUACGUCCGUGUCCAGCGCCGCUACUCCGGCGACAGCGAGGGCGCCUGCGGCGUCGAAAUGUACGCGACCUGGCCCACUUUUGAUGUUUCGGCUAGCUCAGCUCCAUCCGUGACGACUCCAGCCCCAUCCGUGACGACCUCGGCUCCGUCCGUAACUACUCCAGCUCCGGCCGUGACGACAUCGGCUCCCUCUGUCACGACUGCGACGCCAACAAGUACGCCGUCUGCCACGCAUGCUGCUACGACGCCUUCGCCAUCGGUAACAAAAGCUGCCACGGUCACAAAUACUCCUUCCACAACAAAGACCGCCCUGAACACGGUAGACCACACUGAGCCAGUUGCCAGCAGUGCGUCGGGCUCGGACUUGGUGAUCCAGAACGAGACGGUGGACCAGGUGAGCGCUUCCUCGGGCUCGACCAGGCUGUACGAAGCGGUAACUUCGGACGCAAGCACCGUCGAGGAUGCUUCAAACUACUCGACGACGCCAAGUCUGGCUCAAAGCGACAGCGUUGCUGGAGACGCCUCGUACGCUUCGGACACGACGCCAUCGCCAACGACGCCUAGUGUGGUCGUCAACGGUGCAGGAGCAUCAACUCCAAGCACAGGCAAGCGGGACUGCGUCAUGUAA
Molecule: messenger RNA, 1824 nt
Organism: Phytophthora sojae
Lineage: Eukaryota; Oomycota; Peronosporomycetes; Peronosporales; Peronosporaceae
Product: papain-like cysteine protease C1
Exons: 1
Coding region: 1-1824 (607 amino acids)
Cellular component (GO): lysosome
Molecular function (GO): cysteine-type endopeptidase activity
Source: RefSeq, a predicted model, not a curated record